GCGGGGCCGGUGCGGGGCUGCCCCCGCCCGUGGCUCCUCCCGCGCCGCUCGGCUCCUCCUCGCCCGCCGCGCCGGGCCCGGCGAUAUUUAACCUGGGCCAGGGCGGGGAGCGGCAGCGCCGAGCGGGCACCGAGCGGAGUCGGAGCCAGCGCAGCCGCUGUCCCGGCCCCGCCAUGAGAGCCCCGGCGCUGGGUUGCAUCAGCUUGGUGCUGUGUCUGCUGGAGCUGCCCGCCUGCCUGCCCCUGCCCGACGGCCGCGCGCCCAAGCGCAGGGAGCCCCCGGACCGGAGACCCUCGCCGGCCUCACUCCCCGGGGACCAGCCCGGACAGCAGCCCCCCGCCCCGCCACAGCCCGCCGGCCCGCGGCACAGACCGCUGCUCCCUCCACGCAGACCCUCGGGCCCUCGGCAGAAACCGCAGCUCCCGAAGCUCAGCCCUCGGCACAGACCAAAGCUCGGCCCGCGGCACAGCCCCCCGCUCCCGCGGCACAGCCCAAAGCUCGGCCCACGCCAUGAGCCCCCGUUUUCCCCCCGGCACGGUGCCCGCCUGGCCCCCCGGCACAGACUGCUCAUCCCGCGGUACCACCCGAAACUCAUCCCGCGGUACCACCCGAAACUCAUCCCGCGGUACCACCCGAAGCUCCCGCCACGCCGGGAACCCCCGUUCGCCCCCCAGCCCGCUGCCCCCGUGGCCCCCCAGCACCCGCGGGGCCGCCGGCACGUGCUGGGGCGGCCGCAGCUGCUGCGGGUGGGCUGCGUGCUGGGCACCUGCCAGGUGCAGAACCUGAGCCACCGCCUCUGGCAGCUCAUGGGCCAGUCGGGGCGCCAAGACUCGUCCCCCAUGAACCCCAACAGCCCCCACAGCUACGGGUGAGGGGGGCGGCUGCACCGGACUGCCUGGCCCCGUGCCCCCGGCGGAACCCUCCACUAAAGCACUUCCAGACUCA
Columba livia (rock pigeon) is the source of this 945-nucleotide messenger RNA. RefSeq names its product adrenomedullin 2 (gene ADM2). Bases 174 to 872 code for a protein of 232 amino acids. The record is from RefSeq and is a predicted model, not a curated record. The transcript is spliced from 3 exons. Gene Ontology annotation, biological process: adenylate cyclase-activating G protein-coupled receptor signaling pathway; positive regulation of heart rate; regulation of systemic arterial blood pressure. Lineage: Eukaryota; Metazoa; Chordata; Aves; Columbiformes; Columbidae.